CAGAGGACCGACCGACGUUGCAUGCCGCACUGUCCUACCUGACUUAAAUUGAGGAUUUAUUUACAUUGCGAGGUCAGACGUGAGGUAAAGAGGGGGCAGACAGCUGCCUCUGGCCACACCAACCAUGGAAGGUCUCUACUUUGAAGUGAAGCCCAGAAGGCCAGCGAGCUCUGAGAAACCCCGCCCUAGUCUAACUUCUAACCGCCGGUCAUGUCCGUCAUUUUCACAACUCACCUCUUCCACACACAGUCCUCAGAAACUCACCUGUGCUAGGGAGAGGACUGCGACACGGGGGGGACAGGUGGAGGAAGAGGGAGAGGAGGAGGAGGAGGAGGUACGAUACAAAGUGACAUUGAUUGGUUCUCUGCCAGUCCACCACCUCACCACCAUGGCCAUGCUGCCCUGGGUGGUGGCUGAGAUCAGCAGGUCUCGGCCUGCAGAGAAGGAGCCGGGCGCGGGGAUGCGGUCAGCAGGGCCUGGAGUUGGACAGUCGGACCCUCCUACCUCGCACCAGAUGGUUUUUCUAUAUGUGUCAGCAUCAUGGGUGCGAUGUGUGUCCAUUCUGGGAGAGGGAGUUGUCUGGGACCCUCUAACACACACAGUGCUGUUUGAGUGUCGUCCUCACUGGGUGACUAAACUGAUUCACAACAGCCAGGAGCCCAGCAGCUUUGGCUGCCUGGUCAGAGAGACACCGAACUGUGCCUGCUAUGUCUUCCAGUGCCAGGACAGCACCAAGGUCCCUGAGAUCAUCAGUACGCUGAGGCAGGCUGGCAAGAGCUCUGCACGCAACAAUGAUAUCGCCACCAUUUCCAACAAAACUCCCACUGGAGGGAGUGAUCCCUCUGAACCAAGUUGUUCUCAUCUCUCCACAACAACAGCCUCCGUGGCACCCACCGCUGCUAUGUCUCCAACAGCCUUUGCCAAAAAGUUUGAGGUGCUGUUUUGCGGCCGUGUGAGUGUUGCUCACAAGAAAGCCCCGCCCGCCCUCAUUGAUGAGUGCAUCGAGAAGUUUAGCCAGUUACAUGGCUCAGGGACGAAUGAUAAAGGAGGGGCUGGUGGGGGAUUGGUGGGUGGGCUGAGGAGGGCAUUAAACUUCCAAACCAAUGGACUGGGGAGUGGUGCUGUUGGUAAUGGUUCCGCAGGGAGCCCCACCAUCGGCAAACGCCCUGUCCUGUUCAAGCGAGACCCCAGCUUUCCCUGUCUGCAGGCCCUGGAUGAGAAUGGACUCUCACCUGAGAUUUCUAACCCCAACACUACUGAUGCACUUGCCCGCUCUGCUGAAGUACAGCCCACUAGCCUGCAGGAGAACAGGACCAUGCUGUUUACGGUUGGCAGGUCUCAGAUCUUCUUGGUUAGUCCAGACACUAAGAAAGUUGCCAUAGAGAAGAGUUUCAGAGAAAUCUCCUUCUGCUCACAGGGUAUUCGUCACGUGGAUCACUUCGGCUUCAUUUGCAGAGAGACGGUGGAAGGAGGCAGCUGCCACUUUGUUUGCUAUGUCUUCCAGUGUACAGACGAAUCACUGGUGGAUGAGAUCAUGCUGACUUUGAAGCAGGCAUUCACUGUGGCAGCCCUGCAGCAGAAUACAAAGACCCAGAGCCAGCAGUGUGACAGCUGCCCCAUGCAGCAGCUCCACAAACUGUGUGAGCGGAUAGAAGGUCUACACCCAUAUAAAACCAAACUGGAGCUUCAGAGACACUUGGCGACUCUGGAUAAUCAGGAGCAAGCAUCAGUCUUUGAAAAUACUAUGAGGGCUCGUCCUAAGUCUGAUCAGGAAGAGAAUGAGUUGGUAAUGGCCUCACUGAGGAAUCUGUAUGAGGAGAGACAGAGGAGCCAUCAGCACACACUGCCUGGAGACAGCAAACAAGUGUGUGAGGAGGCAGCUCCAGCCCCUGUGGAGGCACAGCAGCAGAGUAGCAGCCGGCAGCGACUUGAGCAGUUCAAGAGCCGAGCCAAGCGCUCUCUCACUGAGUCUUUGGAGGGCAUCUGGAAGGGGAGCAGCAAGGCCAGAGCUCAGAGGGACAACAGUGAAGGAAGUGACAGCAGCUCUUCCAUCUGUACUAUAAACAGCAGCCAGGACCAGCCCUGCUUAGAUAACCCCUUGCCUGCCUCCUCCCAGCAACGACCCACCAGCCCACUCAGGUGCCACAACUCAACAGGAGACCUGAAGCGUCUUGACACCUCCCUCCCCCUGUCUCCCUCCUCUUCCUCUUUAUCCAGUGAUGCUCAGCCACAGGGCUUCCGUCGACGGGCCAGCACCUUCAGCCACCCUCCCACCCCCUCAUCAGUACUUGAUUACUCACCGGUGCACACCCUAAUUCAAGCUCCAAAGGAUCCCACUGCCGCUACCAAGCCCAAGCUCGUACGACACUACUCCGUCAGCACCGACACGCCACACCAGAGCAAACAUGCCCCAACUGACUUCACCCUUCCUCCUGUUCCUCCCUGCCCUUCAUCCCCCUCUCCUCUGCUCCCUCAUCAUCCUACCUCCCCUUCCUCUGGAGCCCGGCUCAAUAAAAGAAGUCCUCUGGUUGGUCUGCGUGCUCGUCUCCAUUCCUCCUCCUCUGUCCCUAAUUUUCUGAAAUUUCAAUUUCUGGCCCCUGUCCAAGAGAAUGAUUGUCCUCAGCCAAAGAGCAGUGAUGUGGCGGCUCUCUCUACACCAAGUGCAGUAUAUGGGGCAGAGGAAAGCCCACUGCGCAGUCACCGCCACUCAUGGAGGCAGCAGAUCUUCCUAAGGGUCGCUACACCUCAGAAGAACACAGACACCAAUGACCGGGGGGAUACCUGUCUAGAGGGGGGUCGAGUGUGCGUGGGCCAGGUGGGAGUUGGAGGAAGUGGAGAGACGUCCAUGAGGGCGGUGCCUGAGGAGAGGACAAAAAGGAGCAAAGAGGAACUGAGGGAGCUGUGGAGGAAGGCCAUCCUGCAGCAAAUCCUACUGCAGAGGAUGGAGAGGGAAAACCAGAAACUGCAGGCCUCAGAGAGCGACCUGCAGAACAAGCGUCUGAAACUAGACUACGAGGAGAUCACUCCAUGUCUCAAGGAGGUCACUCUGGUGUGGGAGAAGAUGCUGGGAACUCCCGGGAGAGCAAAGGUCAAAUUUGAAAAAGAGACUAUACAUGCUGCUGUGGCACAAGGUGUCCCGAGGCAGCAUCGAGGCGAGAUUUGGAAGUUUCUCUCUGAACAGUACCUGCUCAGGCAGACGGUCCCCUCCCGACCCCCUGCCAAUCACACUCCAUACAAAGACCUGUUGAAACAGCUCACCUCGCAACAGCACGCCAUCCUCAUAGACCUGGGUCGCACUUUUCCCACUCAUCCAUAUUUCCAAGCCCAGCUGGGGGCAGGACAGCUGUCUCUGUAUAAUUUACUAAAAGCCUACUCACUGCUGGACCCUGAGGUGGGCUACUGCCAGGGGCUGUCUUUCAUUGCGGGAGUUCUGCUGUUACACAUGGGAGAAGAGGAUGCCUUCAACAUGCUCAAAUUUCUAAUGUAUGACGUCGGGCUCCGCAAACAGUACAGGCCUGACAUGAUUAUCUUGCAGAUUCAGAUGUACCAGUUGUCACGGCUGCUCCAUGACUACCACAGGGAUCUUUACAGCCACCUAGAGCAGCAAGAGAUCGGACCCAGUUUAUACGCCACCCCCUGGUUCCUCACCGCCUUCGCGUCACACUUCCCCCUCGGAUUUGUGGCCAGAGUCUUUGAUAUGUUGUUCCUCCAGGGGUCAGAGGUCAUCUUCAAGGUGGCCUUGAGCCUGCUGGGGAGCCACAAGCCUCUGAUCCUGCAGCAUGACAGCCUGGAGUCCAUCGUGGACUUCAUCAAGACCACCCUGCCCAACCUGGGCCUGGUGCAGAUGGAGAAAACCAUCAACCAGGUCAAAGUCUGUGCAACGGCAGCAGCUCUGGACAGACCACAAUAUUUGUGGCUGUAAGUCGGAGUGCAGGAGAGCAGAGCGGAGAUGGAAGAAGUCAGGUCUCCAAGUACAUCAUGAAUAUAUGAAGGAGUUAAUACUCCACUACAAUAAGAUGGUAGCAUAAGCAUAACCCCACAUUUUUAUUCAGAACUGUCCCCUCCGUACCCUCCUUGUGCCCCUGCUGAAAGCGAUGCUGACUGUGAGAUUUUCUUUAGCCUACUUCACUGACAAGGUAGAGUCCAUCAGAGCUUCUACACCUUAUGGUAGACAUUGCAGUGUUUAUCAAUCACCCAACAACACCUUAAACCACUUCUCUCCCAUUUCCAUUUCCGAGGUUUUAGAAAUAGUAUCUCAAAUGAAUGUGUCUUCCAGUCCACUUAAUGUAAUAGCAACAUGAUCAUUUAAUCUAUUGGGCCCUGUCUGCUGUCAGUUUUUAACAGUUCCUUAUCUAAUGGUUAUGUUGCAGAUUAUUUCAAAACUGCUUGUGUACAAGCUCUUUUUAAAAAAACCUGGACUGGAUCCUACCCUUCCCGAGAACUAUAGACCAAUCUCAAAGCUUCCUUCUAUGUCAAAAAUUUUAGAAAAACAUGUAUCCCAGCAAUUGCUUUUAACAGCAAAAGACAAUAAUAUUUAUUAGAAAUUUCAUUCUGGCGUUGGCAAACAUGAUAGCACUGAGACCGCCCUUCUCAGGGUGACUAAUGACAUUCUAAUGACCGCAGAUGACGGGAUGUGUUGAGUCCUUUUUCUUCUGGACCUUAGAGCUGCCUUUGAUACUGUCGAUCACAGCAUCCUGUUAAACAGGCUGACGCACUGGGUAGGAAUAUCUUGCACAGCCUGAGAAUCGUUCACUUCAUACCUGUCAAAUGGGAGGUUCUGCUUCUCUAUUAAUGGCUACAUGUCACCUUUUUGGUCCUGUUAAGCAUGGUGUCCCACAGAGGUCAGUUUUGGACCUAUUUUAUUUUCCGUGUACAUGCUUCCCCUUGGACAAAUUAUUAAUAGACGUGGGAUUUCCUUUUAUUGCUAUGCCGAUGACACACAGAUAUACCUGACCUUUAGAGCCACCAAUCCUGGAGGGCUGACUUCGCUACGUGACUGCCUUUGUGAUGUCAAAAGCUGGAUGUCUAAAAGCUUUCUUCAGCUUAACUCAGGGCAAGACAGAGAUUGCUGUAAUUGGUUCCCAGCACAUAGCUAAACAAAUCCUGACAUCUGCGGGUUCCCUGUUGGAACACAUUAAUCCUGAUGCAAAGAAUCUUGGCUUUUGGUUUGACAGUAACUUAAUUUUUGAGCAGCACACAACACAACUUGUGCAGUCUUGUUUUUAUCAUCUAAGAUAUAUCGCCAAAGUACAAUCUAUUAUAUCUUUUAAAAACACAGAGACUAUUUUACAUGCCUUUAUCUCCUCAUGCCAUAAUUGCUGCAACAGCCUCUUCACUUGCCUCAACCAAAAGUCUAUUAAUAGGCUCCAGACUGUACAGAACUGAGCCACCAGACAUUUAACAAGAUCCAAGAGAAGUGACCACAUGACGCCUGUUUUAGCCUCCUUGCACUGGCCCAGUAUGUUUUAGAAUUGAUUUUAAGAUCUCACUAUUGACUUUUAAAUAUCUUCAUGUCCUUGCCUUUCUUAUAUAUCUGACCUCUUAGUUGCAUAUGAAACACUUUGUAGCCUGAGAUCCUUGGGCAGAGGUCUUUUAGUUGUUGGUGAGACAAGGUUGAAAACUAAAGGUGACAGAUAAUUUGUGGUCAGAGCCCAAAACUCUGGAACGAGCUGCCUGUGGAAAUCAGGUCAGCAGAAUCAGCGACAUCUUUUAAAUCUCUUUUUAAAACAUACUUUUAUCAAAUAGCUUUUCCUGAUUUUACUUAAUUUUACUGAGUGCCCAGAUUACUUAAAAAAUGUUAAGCCUCAGGCCCAAACCAAGGUUACCCUGAUGACAUCAUCUUGGUUAUUUCCUCAAACUGUGGAAAGCUGUCAUUAUACAACCAAAGUCUAAGUUGCCAUAGACUAAGUGGAGCUUAUUGUGAUGAGUAAACUGAACUUCAUGGUCAAUUGUUUCAUCUUUGCCGUAUUAGCUGUUAGCCAUUCCUGUUUGCGAUACACCCCUGAAUGUAUAGACAAUGCUAACUUGAUUACUUUGAUACUGAAGAACACCUAAAAACAUGAUGAUUCUCGGGCAAGUUCUGCUGCUUAUUCUAUGAUUUCUAAGCUGAUUUUUGGACGUUUAUUCCUGUUGAACAUUGGAGAUAAUGAGAUCAUUGGAAAACGUAAGUCACUCUGGAUCUAAAACUAUGUUCAUCAUCUCUCUGUUUUCAUAUUUGACAGAAUUAUAACUUCGAUAAGGAGGAUGAUUUUUAAUGCAAAUUGCCUCUCACGGAACCCUCUGGUAUAGAAAAAUAAGCUAAAUCAGGCAUUGGCUAAAUCAGGCAUACAGUUCUUGUAAGUGGAUUACUUCAUUGUUGAUUUUUUCUUUUCAUGGGAAUUUUUUAACAGUAAAACAAAUACAGAAUAUCACCAUACUCAUCAUUUUACCCAGUAUCACAUACAGCAACGUUUACUAUCUCCUGUCAACUUAACGGGAGGUUGAAUGAAUUUGCAUAGGUUAGGUAGCUAGUGGUUCAGUGGCUCAAAAACCUUUUAAACUUGUCUGAUUUAUAUAUGUGUGUAAAUACAUGAGGUGUUGUUUUUGUGCUAGUACUAAGUGUACUCAUGAAACUAUUUCAGGUCCCUCGUUUUACUAAACGUGUUUUAUCACAAGAUCUGAUUUUACAACUGAUGGCAGAAAAUCUUGAUUGCUUUGUAAAUAAACAAAAUGGAGAACGAUAUUCUGCUUGAGGGACAGAGGCUAACAGUGUGAGCCACAUCCUCUCCUUAUAACAGAGAUAAAUGCAGCUGAUGGGUGGAGUGUCACUCAAGUUAUUUAACCUCACCUCAUGCGUCAGUAUUUGUGGUGGGAAAAAAAACAAUAGAACAACUGCCUGUUUAUAACAGGUGCACGUGUUGAAUGACUCCAGUAACCAACAAAGUCAUGAUCAGACUGCCUUUUGUCAUAUUGUUUCCAUGAGUCAGUCUCAUGUAAACUUAUGUCAUCAGAAUGUCAUUUAAAAUGGUGUUUAACUUGGUGGUAAUGUAGAAUGUCAGUUGUUGUGAGAUGGGAGGACCUGACAAGCAUCGGUGAUGAGCCAAACACAUGUACAGAGAUCUUAUCAAGGUACGCCAUAGUUUAGAUGGCAUGCAUUUACCUUAUAAUUUGCACGAGAUAGAAAAAGGGUGUUGAGUCAUGCUCUAGCUUGCUGGUACUUUCCCUCCGGUGCAACUUAUCCACAUCAGGUUGUCUUUACGUUAACUGUGGUGUGACUCACAGCUUUAGCACAAA
Messenger RNA from Xiphias gladius (swordfish), 7272 nucleotides. RefSeq names its product TBC1 (tre-2/USP6, BUB2, cdc16) domain family, member 1 (gene tbc1d1). The transcript is spliced from 22 exons. Lineage: Eukaryota; Metazoa; Chordata; Actinopteri; Istiophoriformes; Xiphiidae. The coding region runs from base 125 to 3922 and encodes 1265 amino acids. The record is from RefSeq and is a predicted model, not a curated record.